Messenger RNA from Diabrotica virgifera virgifera (western corn rootworm), 1798 nucleotides. RefSeq names its product battenin (gene Cln3). The transcript is spliced from 9 exons. Bases 381 to 1625 code for a protein of 414 amino acids. Lineage: Eukaryota; Metazoa; Arthropoda; Insecta; Coleoptera; Chrysomelidae. Gene Ontology annotation, cellular component: lysosome; membrane. Gene Ontology annotation, biological process: lysosome organization; regulation of intracellular pH. The record is from RefSeq and is a predicted model, not a curated record.
UUUGUUUUUUAUUUAUAUAUUAAAUAAUGUUAAUCUUCUUGUGUAAAAUGGAAAACACAAACGGUUUAAUUUUACGCUUAUCUAGAACUGAUUUGAUGUGGAAUAGGUACUUUCAUAUUUCUUACAAUGAAACCCCAGUUAAAUAGUUCAAUAAAUCCAGCAUAUAGGCAAUCGGGUUAAUAUUCGUAAUCUGUGCUAAUCAUUUCCUGCAAAGUGAAUCAGUUCAAUUACAAUCAACCAAGUAUAAUACAUACCUACACGUGUUUGUGUUUAUUUCUUAUCCAUGCUAAUGUGAUCGGUAAAAAUAUUAGAUUGGAAAAUGUUUUAGUUUUCUUUAAUAUUUUAGUAUUUUCUUGCUGUUUCUUCUUUGAUUUACAAAAAUGUCUUAUAACUAUGAGAGCUGCGCUGCUAUCGUACCUCCUGAAACUGGCAAGGGUACGCCAACCACGUUUAAUAAGAAUAGAAGGAUUAGAGCCUUAACUGCCUAUUGGAUUCUUGGGUUAUGCAACAAUUAUGGAUAUGUAGUCAUGUUGACAGCAGCUAACGAAAUAGUGAACAAAGAAACAGGUGGUGAUACCCCCCCUAAAGAGGAAACUACUGCUCGAGACUGUACAUAUUUAUCAACAGGUGCCAUAUUAUUGGCCGACAUUUUGCCAGGUUUGAUUAUUAAAGUAAUUGCUCCCUUUUUGCCUUUCUUUGUGCACUUAAGAGUAGCAAUAUGUGUUGUCCUUGCCGCUUCAGGAUUUUUGUGUGUUGCCUACAGCGAAACCUUGGUUAUCGCAUUAUUAGGGGUAGUUAUGACUUCAUUGGCAUCGGGGUUGGGAGAAGUCACCUAUAUGCAGUAUAGUAGUUUUUAUGAUAAAAAUGUAAUAUCGACAUGGAGUUCUGGAACAGGUGGUGCAGGAGUAAUUGGAGCUGCUACGUAUGCAAUUCUUGCCCAAGUCCAUUUAGAAAUGAGGACAAUUUUACAGAUACUUCUUGUAGUUCCCGUUGCCAUGGGUUUAGCGUUUUGGUUGUUGCUUCCACGGCCAUCCCAAGAGGACAUUGCACAUGCAUUAGAAAUUCAGAAUCUUGUCAACAGCGAUGAGCUAAAGAACCCAAAACAAGCUUUUAUAAAGAAACUGAAAUUAAUUCCUGGACUGCUCAAAUAUAUUAUACCGUUUUCAUUAGUAUACGUUUUUGAGUAUUUUAUCAAUCAAGGAACUUUUGAGUUAAUUAGGAUCAAAAACUCAAGUAUAUCAAAUGACGAUCAAUACAGAUGGUUUCAAGUUACUUACCAAAUUGGAGUGUUCUUUUCCAGAUCUUCAGUUAACUUGUUCCAUAUUAAACAAACAUGGUGGAUGACACUGUUCCAGGGCAUUAAUGUUGUGAUAUUUACCACAGAAGCAGUAUUUUAUUAUAUUCCCAACUUCUACAUAGUUGUAGUUCUGGUUUUAUGGGAAGGACUAUUAGGAGGAUCUUCUUAUGUUAACACCUUUUACAGAAUUUCAACUGAAGUCGCUGAAGAAAACAAGCAGUUUUCCAUGGCAAUUACAACAUUUGGGGAUAGUAUAGGAAUUACAUUGGCUGGAUUUUUGGCAAUUUUCGCACAUAACAAAAUAUGUGCGCUACCCCUUCCUAAUUAAGAUUAUUAAUUUAUACUUACGUUUUAAAUAUGCAAAACUUAAAUUAAAUAUACAAAUUUAUAUUAAAUUUACAAAUUUAAAUUAAAUAGACAAAUCUAAAUAAUAUAUUAUACAAAUAUAAAGCUUUGAUAAAUAUACAAAUUUUUAUAAAUUAAUAUAUUUUGUUGAUACUA